Messenger RNA from Stylophora pistillata, 1787 nucleotides. RefSeq names its product neuromedin-U receptor 2-like. Gene Ontology annotation, molecular function: G protein-coupled receptor activity. Gene Ontology annotation, cellular component: plasma membrane. The record is from RefSeq and is a predicted model, not a curated record. Lineage: Eukaryota; Metazoa; Cnidaria; Anthozoa; Scleractinia; Pocilloporidae. Gene Ontology annotation, biological process: G protein-coupled receptor signaling pathway.
CGUUAAAAUUCAGCAGAAAAGGAAUGCCAGAAGCUAACGCAUCUUUGUCUUUCGUACUAACGACGAUUUCUUCUGAGCCUGUUCCGCUAAAAUGGACGUUACGCGUUUUAUAUAUCUUUGUGUUUGUCGUGGGCAUUGCUGGCAAUGUGAUCGUGUGUGCUGCGGUGUUGAAACGCAGGCGUCUUCGAACAAGUAACAACCUUUUCACUUUCAAUCUCGCUUGUGCUGACCUCAUCGUUGUAACGAUUUACGUCCCGACGCAGAUGACAGCUUUUGAGAACGAACACAACUGGGCCUUGGGGGACAUUAUGUGUAGGAUUGCCUACAUCAUCAUUCCGCUAUGUUUGUCGGCCUCUAUUGGUUCUUUACUGGCCAUAACAGUUAACCGUUACCGUGCAAUAGUUUCCCCACUGGCGGCAAAACUGACCAAGAGAGAAAUUCAGGGGAUUAUCAUUGGCAUUUGGAUCACAUCUCUAGUCGUAGCUUUGCCAAUUAUUUUUGUAGCGGGAGAGGAAAGGAGUAGCAAUGGACAGGUGUACUGCUCGGAGCCAGGCUGGCCCAAAGAUUCAGCAAUUGAUAAUGUUUAUUGGAUCUCUAUUUUUGUUCUUCAGUACAUAACACCUCUUGUUGUUAUCUGUGUUUUAUCGACCAUUGCUGCUUGUAAACUUAGAAGAGACGUCCUGUUUAACCGCACAAAAAGAGAGUCUCUUGUCAUCACAAAAGCUGUAAGAAAGCGAAUGCAGCAAGGUACUAAAAUAACUAAAAUGCUUUUUGUACUCGUAAUUAUUUAUGCCAUUUGUAUGCUGCCCCAGCAUGUUGUGUACUUUUGGAUGGAAUAUGGGAAUCUUAACCAGAUGGGAUUCAAAAUGUAUAUCUUUAGAUUUUCGAAUGUAUUUCCCAUGGCAAAUUGUGCGUUAAAUCCCAUCGCAUAUGGGACAUUGAAUAAGGAGUUCAAAGUGGUUUUUGAGGGCCUGUUGAAACGCAAAUGGAAUUACAAAUUUACAAUUUGCUUCAAUCAAUAUCGCGAGGAGAUCACUGAAGAAAAAGGGGAUUCCGCCAUUUCCCUAAAGCAGAUUUAACAUACAUUCGCCAAGCUAUUGAAAAUGUUUAAAAGGAAGUGGAAUUGUUCUUUAGAAAAAUGAAAACCUAUCGUCUCCAUUUCAUGUCUGAAAUAUAAAUGGAAAAUUGUACAUGGUAAUUGGGUAUAUCCAGGUCUUAUAUGAUCGACCACUAGAUUGUUCUUGGAAAAAACUAUAAGCCGUGUAAUAAAUUUUAGCAUUAAGUUUUGUUGAGCGAUGUAUCAAUUGACCGAUCAUAAUUCGAUUUAAAUUUGAAUUUAAAGCGAAAGCCAACAUUAAUCAGAACUUUUCAGCUGCGCCAGGGAUUGAGCGUGUUUACGAGAACUCUACCAAUGUAAAAUAGCCGAGCUAAAAAGAAAGAACUUCCUACUGAGGAAAAGUGGUCAAAAAUUUGUCCGUCGGUUACCUUCUGUCGCUAUUUGCAGUCAAUGUGUACAAAUCGAAUAAAAACUUCAAAUUUUAGUAUUAACUGAGAACACCGACCACACCACUAAAUGAGACAAUUUAUGCAAAGUUCAGAUGCGUUUGCAUGGUCAAAACAUUUCUUUCUACACAGUAUGCCCUCUCUAAAGCUGAAAAAAAGUCGUUAGAGUUCAACUGCCAGAGUCAGAAGUCGUGCGGAGGUAGAAGAGAUAUUUUGUGCUUUCGGUACUACAUGCUGAUCGUUUUCACAAAGCUUGAGGCUCAUUAAUGACCGAUUUUUCUCAU